Messenger RNA from Cladophialophora immunda, 1851 nucleotides. RefSeq lists its product as uncharacterized. The transcript has a single exon. NCBI's taxonomy places the organism in Eukaryota, Fungi, Ascomycota, Eurotiomycetes, Chaetothyriales, Herpotrichiellaceae. Bases 1 to 1851 code for a protein of 616 amino acids. Gene Ontology annotation, biological process: regulation of transcription by RNA polymerase II. The record is from RefSeq and is a predicted model, not a curated record. Gene Ontology annotation, molecular function: DNA-binding transcription activator activity, RNA polymerase II-specific.
AUGCAGGAAUCCAUCCUUGGUGGUGCGCCGCGGUUUCAGCGGCUGAACACAUUGCUCACCUAUGUGCCCGACUAUGGUCUUGUGAUCUGCAAACGCUGCGAGUUUGCCAUACAGCCCCGAGCCUUGUCGAGUCACCUUUUGCGCCACCAUAUAUAUAGGAGUGAGCGACGACAAUUGCUGGAGAGAAUCAGCAGACUGAAACUGCUGGAUCCGGCUGAAGUAAAUACGCCACCAGCAGGUAUUUCCGCGCUGCCGUAUCUUCAAGUCUCAGAAGGCUACCGAUGCAGCUAUCCCACAUGUGCUCAUUUGUGCAUUUCAGCAAAGCGUAUGAGUCUCCACCUCCACGAAUGUCAUAAAGAGAUACACGCUAUUGACGUUGAGAUUCAUGCUCAGCGGGUCCAUAUUCAGACGUUCUUUCGAGGCAACAAGGUCCGUUACUUUGAGGUCGACGCUCUCCCCAGAGUAUCAAGCAACGAGGGACCGACAGAUUCGACCAGAUAUCCUCUUCUGCGCCUCUCGCAUCUGAGCCAGGCACAACUUUCCCAGAUAUCAACGGCCACGGAGCUCCCGAUGAACCAUCUCAUGUAUCUUCAUCACUACAUCACCCGUACUAGCGAGUCACUAACCAGGGGCAACGAUUCCAUCCUAUUUUGGGCUGAUACGAUACCAUUGCAUGCUUUGAAUCAACCUUUCCUCAUGCACGGCAUCCUUGGUGUUGCUGCAUUUCAUCAAGCGGUUCUGACCUCGGACGCUCAACAACGAAGCACGCACCAGUCGAAUGGCCUUAUACAUCAAUCCGCCGGCUUAGUUACUUUUAGGAAACUAAUCAAGCACCCUUCUGCAGAGACAAGCACCGCCUUGACGGCAUUCGCGCGCUUACUGGGCGUUCAAUUCUGUGCUCAGGCUCUGCUGGAUGCAGAGGAUCAUCCGCUGGUCGUCGGAAACUCACCCAAACUAAACAUUUCCCAAGUUAUGGACUUUGUACUCUUACUGCGAGGUGGAUGCGAUCUCCUGGUCAAGAUGCAAGGAAGUUUUCCCGAACCCUCGGGCUUUGCCAUUCCCUCUGAAGUUCUUCAAGGAUUGGGCCCGCCGCAAAUAACAUCUGACGCAGAUGGUGCCUUCCUGCCCUAUGUCGUCAACCAGCUCCAUGCUCUACUCCAAACAAAAAUCUCAGCGCUCCACGGAGAUCCAAUCAGGAUUGUCGACAUAGACGACAUCCCGCACCUGGCAAAGCUCUGCGGAGAGGGAUCCCUGCUCAGGCCGGGGCAAUUACUCACCAGAGACUGGGUACGCAGCAGCUUACCUUCAGACACAGGAUUGAACCACUACAUAGACGAGAUUGCGGAAGCACUUCCAGCCGCACUUGCCGUGGCCAGACUUUCAUUCAGCCGAGACCGCGUGCGAAAUAUUCCAGUUCCUCGGCCAGUCAUCGUAUGCUACCCUCACAUACCUCUUGGAAUCUACUCGGCUCUGGCCUCCCUCCCGGAGCGACUUAUCACCCGUGGCCUGGUAGCCGAUUUGUCAGAGCUUGAGAUGUUCGACCAAUCCCUGGCGUCGUUGGUGUGCAGCUAUUCCCGAAGCUACGCCGCAGACACCACUUGUGCUCGCUGGAACGGCAUUGAGAGUUGGGCGUGUUCGCUUUCAGACGAGUUCCUGCGUCACAUAGAAGCAGCCAACUCCCUGGCACUAGUCUUGGUUGCGCACUGGUGCGUGCUCGUCUCAAGGCAGGAGCGCUUCUAUUGGUUCUUGAACGGCCAGUCACAGAGGAUGCUGAAUGCCGUCCUGGGGAAUCUCGAUUCUGAAAUGCAGAGCUUUGUACGGGACAGCCUGUCCCGCCUGUCGUCAGUGUGA